Molecule: messenger RNA, 5229 nt
Organism: Acanthochromis polyacanthus (spiny chromis)
Lineage: Eukaryota; Metazoa; Chordata; Actinopteri; Pomacentridae
Gene: pdik1l
Product: PDLIM1 interacting kinase 1 like
Exons: 3
Coding region: 160-1185 (341 amino acids)
Biological process (GO): positive regulation of autophagy; peptidyl-serine phosphorylation; autophagosome organization
Cellular component (GO): autophagosome; cytoplasm
Molecular function (GO): protein serine/threonine kinase activity; ATP binding
Source: RefSeq, a predicted model, not a curated record
CCGCCGCUGCGCAGCAGCUGCACGCGAUCACGUCCAGUGUUUGACUGGAGCUCGUCGGUGUGACUGUGGAGCAGAACGUGUGCGGCGGUAAUGGCUGCCAGGGAGAGUGAGGAAGACAACAAAUGAACCCCUGAGAAGCGAUUCAAAGUGAGGACUAGGAUGGUAAGCAGUCAGCCGAAGUACGAGCUGAUCCAGGAGGUGGGGCGUGGCAGUUACGGCGUGGUCUAUGAAGCAGUUGUGAAGCGCACAGGAGCACGCGUGGCAGUGAAGAAGAUCCGCUGCCACUCUCCAGAGAAUGUGGAGCUGGCCUUGCGGGAGUUCUGGGCCCUGAGCAGCAUCCAGAGUCAGCACCCGAAUGUCAUCCACCUGGAGGAGUGUAUUCUGCAGCGGGAUCAGCUGGCCCAGAGGAUGAGCCAUGGUUCCAGUUCCCCGCUCUAUCUUGAGCUGGUGGAGACGUCUCUGAAGGGUGAGAUCACCUUCGACCCGUGCUGUGCCUACUACUUGUGGUUCGUCAUGGACUUCUGUGAUGGAGGCGACAUGAACGCCUACCUGCUGUCCCGUAAGCCCAGCCGCAAGACUAACACCAGCUUCAUGCUGCAGCUGGGCAGCGCCCUGGCCUUCCUGCACCGUAACCAGAUCAUACACCGUGACCUCAAACCGGACAACAUCCUCAUCUCGCAGGCCUGUACGCCAGCCGGCUCAUCUGAGCCCACCCUCAAAGUGGCCGAUUUCGGCUUAAGCAAGGUCUGCUCGACUUCUGGGCUCAACUCCGAGGAACCGGCCAGCGUUAACAAGUGCUUCCUGUCCACAGCUUGUGGGACAGACUUCUACAUGGCCCCAGAGGUCUGGGAAGGCCACUACACAGCCAAGGCAGAUAUCUUCGCCCUGGGGGUGAUUAUCUGGGCCAUGGUUGAGCGCAUCACUUUUGUUGAUGUGGAGACUCAGAAGGAGCUGCUGGGGAGCUACGUGCAGCAGGGCUCAGAGAUUGUACCCUUAGGGGAGGCCCUGUUAGAAAACCCAAAGAUGGAGCUGCUGAUCCCCGCGAGGAAAAAGAGCAUGAACAGCCACAUGAAGCAGCUGAUCAGGGAGAUGCUGUCGGCCAACCCUCAGGAACGGCCUGACGCCUUUGAACUGGAGCUCAGACUGGUCCGUAUCGCUUGCAGAGAGCUGGACUGGGACACGUGAUGGAUGAGCAAGCAGCACCACAGACUCAGCCCAUCAAGCACAUGUACACAUCUCAUUAGCUACUGUUAUCCCAGAGGAUCCCGUAAUGGGGGAUUAUUGUUUUUAACUAGGGAACAAUAACUAGAAUAGUCAUUGUUUGUAUUGUGGCUUAAACUUCAUCCACUGUCCAAGCACAUAGGGUCUUGUACUUGCUGUGUCUUUAUAUUGAAGGGGAAAGAUGUGACACCCACCACUGCUGCUGCUCCAAACUGCAGUUUAGUCUCAGGCUAAUCACAUCACAGCUUCCACUUCCUCCUUACACAAUCACUCGAGCGUGAUGGAAGAGCAAAAUGACCCCAAAAGUCCUGCAUUCAAUUAGAAGGGAAAGUCAGAGUGACAGCCAAACAGCUUGUCUCCAAAUACCAUCUUGAACUUGGUGCUAAUUGUUACUAAAUGCAAUAUGAGACAUUGUCCUGUGAUUUCUACCGCAUGCAUUUAUCCAAAGGGCCAAUAUUAAAACCCAGUCACCUCAAUGUGUGGAAUGUUUUGUGGCUUUGACAGAACCUGAUGCAAAAAAAACGUUUCAGCCUGGUCUUUACCACCAGCAUUAAUAAUUACAAUAUUUGCAUCAAGAUUUGAGUCUAUUUUGGCAUAAAUUGCUGAUAAGCCCUGAAUGCUCAGGUAUAAAAAACAUGAAGCAUGAUGGUAUUUGUAGACAAGUGUCGACUGUCAAGGUCGAUUUUGCUCUGUUGUCUUAAAGAAGGAAAAAUACCAAACAUUGGUGCUUGAAGGUAACUUUUUUUUUUUCCUCCCCUCUUAGGCCAGCUUUAUUUGCUGUGUAGUGGAGGGGAUUUUUAUCAGCACGUGUCCAGCCAGCAGGUUCUUGUGGCCGUUAUUAUCCACUCCCUGUUCACUGCAAAUUUCAAGAUAAGUCCAAUGGUCCCAGAGAAACCCCUAACCAGUUGACCAGAAUGUACAGCGAUCAAGAGCGGUAACUUAUUGACAUAGAGCCUUAAACACAAAACACUUAAUCUUACCAGCCUCACAGUCAGCAAGGCAUAGAGGCUAAAGGAUCAUUCAGGUUUAGUACAAGUUGGUUUUCAUUUUUAUCGUUGCCACUGCGUUCAUCAAAGCUCCCUCAGACAUGGACAUGUAACGUUUCUGCUUCAAAUGCUAAAGUGAAUCCAAACAAGGGUGACUUUUACAUGAAUGUGCCUUCUGGCUUUAUUUAAACCUGACGGAGUGUUACAGAAGGAGCAUCUAACACCCAAGACUAGACAAUACAGAUAGUUAGAUGCACUGUGUGAGACCCUUACAGUGUAGUAAUACUGCCUGGUUAUCCUGGUUGGCCUUGGCAUGGCAGUACUGUACAGAAAAAUGUCAUUAUAUCAUGAUGGGUGCAAGCCUCCCUAUCAAUGUUUGGGAUAGAACUCGCAAAUACUUAAAUUUUUGAUUAAUCUAUUGAUUUUUCUGUCAAUUAAGUGAUUAGUUUUUGUCGUAUAGAAUUGAUCAACAUCCUGAAAAAUAUGCAUUGCUAUCUUUUCACAGCCCAAGAUGAUAUCCUCCAACUUCUUGUCCACAUUCCGGGCAUGCUCUAUUUACAGUUGGAGUGAAGGAAAGAAACCGGAAAAUAAUUACAUUUUUAAAGCCUGGAAUCUGAGAAUUUUUACUUUUUUUUCUUAACAAUAAUACUUCAAUUAAUCCAUUAUCCAAAUAACUGACGAAUAUUUUAAUAGUUGACAGCUUAUCAGUGAAUUACUGCUGCUCUUCUACGUGUGACUGCAGUAAUUCGGACUGGUUUCAUGUUGAAAGGAACAUAACAAUGUUACUAGGUUCCAUCUAGUAUGGGUGCCCAGUAGGGUUGGACCUGAAUAUUCGGUCAUUGUGGUGGUAUCCAAAUAUUCAUUUUGAGAUCUAAACACUUGGAUAAUCUUUCCCCGAAUAAUUGGGCCCGAAUAUCCGGAGCCCAGAAAUUGCUCUUCUGAUCUUAGAUUAGCAUGGUUUAUAGUGGUAGCAGUGGCAGAUUUACCACGCUAAUGUUUGGCAUUUCAUUUCAAACAAAACACACAAAACCAGCUUUGGCUUUUUAGCAUGUAUUCUUCAGUUAUGCAGGCUACAGUGAUAGCUGUCACAGUGUGUGGUGGACAGGUUCAGUGUUCCCAGGUCUCAGCAGUUAUUUUGGUGAACACUGCGUUAUCAUAUCCAGAAGGAAAGCUAUUACUCCCAAACUAUGAAAAUGCAAGUUGUAGUAAAUCUGAAUGAUCCUAUAAUAAGAAAAUCUGAACAAGCGAGCGCACUACAGCAAAGCAUUCUGGGACUUUGUGGAGUGACUCCCCCACAUGUGGCAAACAAAUCUACUCUUCAGAGAAAUCCCCGAGUUGCUUAAAAAUCUAUUUAAUUAUGUGAAGUUGGAGCUGCUGGUAUUAUAAGAGCAGCGGCAUGAAUAUUCACACGCGAGUCCGUUCAGACCUGAAUGUGUAAAAGGGGCGAGGAAUUCAGUGAAAGCACUUUUAUUUAGUUGUUUAUAUUUAUUCCUCCUAACUACCUACUGCAUUAUAUGUUGAAGCUCUGUGAGGCUGGAUUGGGUGCGAUAACCGUGUUGGUAUUUGUUUACCAGGCUGAACACAAUGUCAGCCAGCGGUCCUUACUUAUGCAUGCAGUACCUCUCACCUUCAGGGAAGAAGUGAGAGAAGACAUCAGCACACGGCAUCCUCUACGAGCCAGAGGAACUCUGCUUUUUCUGUUUUCUUUGACACAUAAUACUGUUGUGUUUAACUUGAUCUCCUCUCACUGUGUCACUGCUCCUCGUAUCCUUUGGCUCUGGAUCUUACAGUAAUCCCUUUCUUCAUGCUUCCAACAGGCUAAUUCUAAGCCUAUUAAGUUGUUGCAGCACUUGGCAGAGGAUCAUGCUCGGGACCCCUUUUGCCUUUCAGGUCAUACAUAAUGUGUGCACUUUUACAAAUUUUUUACAAGAACCCAAUAAAAACCAAACAAUCUUGGCUGCUUCUCUGCUCUUCGACUGGCAGAAAAUCAAAUUUCGCUUGACUUGUUGCCAACACUUAUCUGCGAGAUGGCCUUUAAUUCCCCCCUGUAGCUGUAAUAGUUUGAUUUCCUGUCGUAAUGCAAUUGAGAUUUGCCUUUAUUUUUCUUUGUUGACACUAGAGUGGCCUCACUGAUAUUGCACUCAAACACAGAAUUGGCAGAAGCUGUGGUUGAGCUGCACAGCGUCUGAUGAACCCACAACGCUGUGCUGCGGUAGGACUAGCAAUACCACAAAAUCAGUAUUACGACGUCUGUCUUCACUGCAGGACUUCUCGCGCUGCUUCGGACAAUGUUGUUGCUUUCUGUACACGAGCAGCAAAGUUUGGACUCAAAGUAGGUCACCCAUAUCCUCGGAGCUCUAUGCAGAGCAGAGGAUGAUGGGUAGAGUCAUUUCCGGCCAGAGCUCUUGCUUCUACCCUUCUAGACAAAGAGGGAGAGGAGGAAGGCACUUGGCUUCCUGUGAGGUUUGAGACAUUUGCCAAACAAAUGGUAGGUUCGGAGCGUAGAGAUUUCACUCUCUGAUUUGUUGUAUUAAAUUCCUUUGCACAUGUGUAAAUACUGUAUAGGAUCAACAGGGGACAGACAAGGCUGAUGUACAUUUGACUGGAUGUGCUCUGUUUUCAAGAGCCCGAUUGUUUGACAUGUAAAUUGCUGUGAUGGCUUUAGUUUUUCUAAGCUCUCGAUUCAGCAUCAGUUUCCUUCAGUCACUGAAAAGAUGUGAUAUACCUACAGGCUAAUACAGUUGGUGUGCUAGUGAUAAUUGUAUGUUUGUCAUUGGCCUAUUGUUUGUGAUUUUGUGUGAGCAAAAGCUGGUGUACAACGUGGGUCAACUCCAGUUUGUCUGGUCGCAGAGCUGUCUGAAAAUGGAACAGUCUCCUAUGGAAUAUUUGGUCAUCAGUCUAAUUCACCACUUUACACAGCCCUGUUUCAGCACCGUCGUACGAUGUACCAGUCUCCUGGAGCUCGGACAUGUCAGUCACUGAGUUGCGCCCGAAAACCAGAUGGUUGCAAAUCCCCCCCCCC